GAGAGAGAGAGAGAGAGAGAGAGAGAGAACUAUCAGCGUAGAAAAUGGUCAUCACAUCCAUAGGACUUGAUGAGAUCAAGAGAAGGCAGUCCAGGACAGAACACUCUGGAAUCCUAUGAUCACCAGUGGAGACUGAGAAGGAGCAAUCAAAUCAGAUAAAGGGGAAUAGAACUAGAAAAGAGAAGUGUCCCCAAAACCUAUGGGAGGAUGAGGGUGAUAGUGGUGGGGGCAACUAGAUAGCAUAGAACAUCUGUCCAGAAGUCAGGAGGACCUGAGUUCAAAUCCAGCCUUAGACAGUUGAUGGCUGUGGUGUGAUUUUGGGCAAGUCACUUAACCCUAAUUGCUUUGUUCAAGAAUAUCAAGAAGGAGAGUGUGAUUAUAGAAUCAAAGGCUACUGAGAAGUUGAGGAGAAGGAACUUGAGUCCAGGAAAUCCCCUUUCAGGCUUGCCAUGUGUCUUCAUCUUCAUUUGGUCCAGAAUACAAUCCUCUGAGGAGUAAUGUCAGAUUCUUCUCUCACCUGAGAAUGAGUGGAAUACUUAGGGGGAUGCUGAAAUUCACUCAUUUUUAUUAACAGGUAAUAGAUAUGAUAUAAAUGGGCAAGGAGAGAAUAUACAAAUUGUUCUAGUAGUCAUCAUGCCAAUUUUAUAGCAGUGGGGAGGGACAUGAUUCCCCUGCCAACUUGGUCUCCCAUUUUACUUAGUUAAAAUACAAAGGAUGGAGAUUUGGGCACAAGAAUACAUACAAGUGGCAUCUGUUUUGGAGAAGAGAAGGCACAAUUGUUAUUGGUUGUCCUUGGUUUUCGAAUGACAUGACCGUUGAUGUCUUGACAUGUAUGUUAAUGCAUUUGAGUUUGCCUCAUUCUCUCUUCCCUGGGCAGUCAGGUUAGUGUAGUGCAAUGAUUUCACACUCAAGUACCAAGGAGCCAGCAAACCAUAAAUGAAGAUCCCUGAUGAAAAAAACUACAGACUAGCAUUAUCUGUAUUCUAUUACAUUUUUUUUUUUAACAUUGUAUAUUUCCUAAGUAUUUUGUAAUCUGUAUCUGGCUGACCUCAGGAUUUACUGCCUUGUUGUUUGAUACCUCUGGUGUCUGCAGGGGAAGGUCUUCAGCUUAGGUAUUACUUGGAAUUUGGAAGACCUUAGCUCCUGCCUUGGACAUUUUACUAAAUAUGUGACUUAACUGCUCUCAGCUUCAAUUUUCUCCUCUGCAAAAUAAGUAUCUACCUCACAGGAUUGUUAUGAAGAUCAAGUGAGAAAAUAUAAAACAUCUGGGCACAUAGUAGGCACUAAAUAAACCCUUGUUCACUCUCUCCCCUGUGCUGAUUGUUGGAAUUCUCCAUUUGUAUUGUGGUAGGUCUUCUCCCUGCACAAGGCUAAAGAAGUCUUCGUGUGUGUGUGUCUGUGUGUGUGUGUGGCUGUGUGCAUGUAUGUGGAGCUGUAUUAAGGAGAUAUUGCAGAGGUAAAAUCCACAGGCCUUGGUAACACAUUGGAUCUUAGAAGGGUGAAAGGUGGGGAAGAGUUGAGGUGAGACCCAAGUUACCAGUCUGAAAGACUGGGAAGAUAGUAGAAUAGAGAAUUUAUUUCUCUAUUCAAUUUACUUGUCUAUUUCAAGAAUAAUAGAAAAGUGGGGCAGCUAGGUGGUACCAGCCCUGAAGUCAGGAGGUUCUGAGUUCAAAUCUGACCUCAGAAACUCAGCAUUUCUUAGUUAUGUGAUUCUGGGCAAAUCACUUAACCCUAUUUGCCUCAGCAAAAAAAAAAAAAAAAAGAAGAAGAAGAAUAAGAAUAGAGAAAUUGAAGGAGGAUUUUGGGUAUUAAGAUACUUAAAUAGAGUUUUAAAAAUGUUUGGUAUAAGAUGUCCUCUGGACAUCCAAUUUGAGAUGUAUACAUAUAUAUUAUACAAGUACAUAAAAAUAUACAUGCAUUAUAGUACACAUUAUUUCAUAUACAUACAUAUUAUAAUGUAUCCAUUUCAUACAUGGUCAUACAGUGGAUAAAAUGCAGGGCCAGGAAUCAGCCUCAUCUUCCUGAGCUCAAAUCUAGCCUCAGACACUUAAUAACUGUGUGACCCUAAGCAAGUCACUUAACCCCAAUUUCUUAUCUGUAAAAUGAGCUGGAGAAGGAAAUGCAAACCACUCUAUAUUUGCCAAGAAAAACCCAAAUAACUCACAAGGAGUCAAACAUGAUUGAAAAAUGACUGCAUAUUGUAAAAUAUUAAUUCUAGUAAAGGGACAGCGUGGAGUAAUCAAUAAAUUCUCAAGCCUACGGGGCCAGUCUUGAAGUCAGCAAGAUGGAGGUUCAUGUUACCUUCCUCAUACAUAGUGGCUCUGUGUUUUAGGGAAGAUUGAAUUUUCUCAGUGCCUGCAGGCUAUGCUUUAAGGGAGGAGUUACAAAUCUUCAUAAGGGGAAAGGAGUUUCCCUACAUUCUUGGAAUCACAGUUUCAGAAUAACAAUUUUAGAAACUCUGGUGUAACUUUACACCAGUUUUUCAGCUCUGUUUCAAGAUAGAUCAAGAUAGAAUCUCUCUUCUAACUGUUCAUGGCCUCUGUCCUUCUCUACCUUGUAUUUGGUCUGGGGUUUUUUGAUUGUUUCUAGGUCUUAUCUGACGAUGACCUCAUUUGAGAUAUUCUUAGCAAAAUUUUUGGAGUGGUUUGCCAUUUUCUUUUCCAGCUCAUUUUACAGAUAAGGAAACUGAGGUAAACAGUUAGGUGAUGUGUCCAAUCAGAAAUAUGAGCCUUCCUGACUCCAAUCCCAGAACUCUAUCCACUGUGUCACCUAGCUAUAGUCUUUAUUUAUUCUUUAUAUACUUUUAUUAGCUAUCCCAAAAACUCACUUGCACUUUUUAAGUCUUACUAGCUUAAAACACAAUUUUUAAAAAUCCUGCAUAUAGGUGUCCUAUAAACUUAUAUGUCCAUGUUGUCUCUCUGGUAAGCUUCUUGAAAGCAGGGUCUGAUUAAUUUGUCUAGCACAAUGACUGGCAUAUGUUAGGCUCUUAAUAAUUGCUGAUUGUUUAAUGACAGAAAAUGUAUAGGGGGAUUUAAGUGGAUGAUCAGAAAAUGAGUAUGUAAGUAGAUAAAGAAAUCACUUUGCUGAACAAUUAAACAACUUCAGAGAUGAUUGAUUGGAAAACAUUUUGGUAGGGGAAAGGUAAAAAUUUUCUCAGGUCAUCCUUUUCUUUCAUAUAAAUUAGAAACUUGCUUUUGAAUUCUUCCUGUUGCCAUGCUUUCCUACUUAAGCAAAGAAUCCUCAAGACCAGGGAUGACGAGGCACAUCUUUUAAAGGGACUGUUGCUUGUGAAGUGCUGAGAUGGCUUUUCUGGCAUAAAAAGGCAGAUUCUCAGUGGUUAAUUGGUUAUUUCAUGACUGCAGAUUUUCAGUCAUUGAUGGAAACCUUAGCAUUCAAAAGUUGGUGGGAUUAUUCUCUGACACAAAGUUUUGCUUUUUUGCUUUUCAGCAAAUGACAAGAUCUCAUAGGUACAAGGCUCAGAUGAUAAGGGAAGUACAGUUUUUUCUCUCUCUCAAGGGUGUGUACCUAUAUGAGAAACAGGAAGUUGUACUCUAACUAACUGCCUGUGUUGAGGUUUUAACUCAGGCUAGUGCAGGUGUGCAGUAGACAGGCUGCUCAGCUGCUCAUUUUAUCUUCUCUCCAGACACCUUGGCAGCUACUUACUUCGACAAAAAUUCUUUAAAAAUUGAUGUGUAGAGAGAAGUAUGACCACAUUACAGCUGAAAGAACUUUCCCAUUCAGGUCUUUACAGGAGGAGGCGAGAACGGCCAGAUAGUGUGGCACUAAAUGAGUUAUCCAAGGAGAAGUUAAGCAACAUGGCAAAUGCCCUGGCUAAUGCCCUGUGUGAGCGCUGUAAAGGAGGCUUUGCACCCGCUGAGAAGAUUGUGAACAGCAAUGGCGAGUUGUAUCAUGAGCAGUGCUUCGUCUGUGCCCAGUGCUUCCAGCAGUUCCCUGAAGGCCUCUUCUAUGAGUUUGAAGGAAGGAAAUACUGUGAACAUGAUUUUCAGAUGCUUUUUGCCCCAUGCUGUCACCAGUGUGGUGAAUUUAUCAUUGGUCGAGUUAUUAAAGCUAUGAACAAUAGCUGGCACCCUGGAUGCUUCUGCUGUGAUCUCUGCCAGCAAGUUCUAGCAGACAUUGGGUUUGUCAAGAAUGCUGGGAGACAUCUUUGUCGCCCUUGUCAUAAUCGUGAGAAAGCCAGGGGCCUUGGGAAAUAUAUUUGCCAGAAGUGCCAUGCCAUCAUUGAUGAGCAGCCUCUUAUAUUCAAGAAUGACCCUUACCAUCCAGAUCAUUUCAACUGUGCCAACUGCGGGAAAGAAUUGACUGCUGAUGCUCGUGAAUUGAAAGGAGAACUAUAUUGUUUGCCAUGUCAUGACAAAAUGGGAGUUCCCAUUUGUGGAGCCUGUAGACGGCCUAUCGAAGGACGUGUUGUAAAUGCUAUGGGCAAGCAGUGGCAUGUGGAGCAUUUUGUCUGUGCCAAGUGUGAGAAGCCAUUUCUUGGGCAUCGUCAUUAUGAAAGGAAGGGCCUGGCAUAUUGUGAAACUCACUACAAUCAGCUAUUUGGUGAUGUUUGUUUCCACUGUAAUCGUGUUAUUGAAGGGGAUGUUGUUUCAGCCCUGAAUAAGGCUUGGUGUGUGAACUGCUUUGCCUGUUCUACUUGCAACACUAAGUUAACACUCAAGAAUAAAUUUGUGGAGUUUGACAUGAAGCCUGUCUGUAAGAAAUGCUACGAGAAAUUUCCAUUAGAACUGAAGAAAAGACUUAAGAAAUUGGCUGAAACCUUGGGGAGAAAAUAAUUAUUUUUUGUUUGUUUUUUAAAUCUCGUUUCGUAUACAAAGAUUAGGAAAUGUUACAUUACUUGAUUUCAUUCACCCUCUUUCAUGGUUUUAUCCCAUAAGAGUAAGGAUUUAAAAGCUUCUAUAACUCAAAUAGCUUCACAAUAUUGUUAUACUGCCCUUUUUCCUUUAAAAAACUUUAACUUUCAUAUGGCUGUAUGUAGAACAUAUCUGAAAUUCUCUAUUUUCCCUCUCAAUACAAACUCAUUUGUAGAUAUAGACUAUACUUGCAUGGCAAGUUUCAUAUGAUUAAAUUCAAAUUAAUUAAGGCAAAAAAAAACUAACAUAUUUUUAUGAAAGUCUUAGCUUUUGGAUGAUUCAGCUACCAAAUUAUGGAGUAAUUUUGAAUUAGAGUUAAAAGAAAAUUACUGCCAUUUGAGCAAAAAUUAACAUGCAAAUCUUAAAAAAAAUUUUUGAGUAUCAGAUCAGAGUUCUUGAUUUUCAGGUUGCCAAGAUAGGAAACAAGUUUAUUUGGAACUACUUGAAGCUUGCUAUUUUUCUGUUAAAUGAAAUGAUUAUUCUGCAUGGUUUUAUAUUUUACUCUUAUUGUUUAUGAAUCUUAUUCUUUCAGAUAUAUAACAGUAGUUUAGGAUAUCUACCAAAUAUGUAUUCAGUUUUUAAAAUUUCCUUUUUUGUGUGUGCAGAGAAUUUAUACCAGGAUUUGAAAAGACAUUAUACUUUAACUAUAUUGGACAUAUGAAGUAUUUUUUUUAAUGUAUUAAAUCAAAUAUUCUUAUCAUGCUUUUAGGUUUUGACAAGCUAUAGUCUUAGAAUAGGAUAUAGAACUCAAUUUUAUGUAAUCUUGGAAUGUUGACACUUUUAAAAACAGUGAAUGUAUGUAUCUAUAUUGGUCAGACUUCUUUUAAUAUUCUCUCUAAUAGCUAUGCUUUAUAUACAAUCAAACUCACUUUGCCUUAGAAAAGUGUGUCUUUUAAUCACAAGCUCUUGCUGCUUGGUACAAUACCAAAUUAAAAAAAAAAACAAACAAGUGAACUUAAUUAGACUAGUAAACCCAAAUUCCUUUACCAUGGCCUUAAAAUAUUUUUAAAAAUAUUUUUCCAGAUAAAACUCAUGGAGUUUAUUACUUGUUUUUCAGAAAGUGAGAGAUGUACAUACUAUGCUUCAAAAUUUCUAUCUUGAUUUCAUUAUCCAGUAAGAUACUUUUUUUUUUCUUACAGAAAGGAAGUAGAAGUAACCUUAGAUUGGACAGAAGCAUUUUCUUAAAAGUUAAUUUUAGCCCCAAAAUAAGAUACCCAACAAUUUUUCAACCUGACUGUCCAUAUGGAUUUGUUACAUAAUAGAAAUGCAAUUCUAGAAACGUUUUUUUUAAAAAUACUGUUUUUGUCAUCAGGAUCAGACCAUGAUAAAGUGCUCAAAAUGAACUCUAAGGGGGAAAACAUCAGUUUGCCAAAGCAUCUUUGGAAAUGGUUUUUAUGAUUUUUCCAUCUCUUUAAUCAACUAACUGGGAACUUUUGGGCUCCCUUCAAUACUUUGAAUAAGUAGUUAUUUCUCAGACAACUUUCACCAAAGUAAAUUGAUUUCAAACUUGCUGUAGCAAAUUACACAGGUUUUUGUUUUUAGUGUUUUAGCAUCAGAUGGUAGCCCAACAGGUAAACCCCUCAUAUAAAACAUUGAAUUAAUAGUUUGAAGGUACAUGUAUUCAUUCAACCAGUAUAGACUGAAUUCCUGUUAUUUGCAAGUUGUAGGAUCUAUAGAUGCAAAAAAAUAUAUUUUUUGCUCCUUAAAACUGUGCCUUUAUCAUCUCAAAUAUGACCAGCAACAUAAAACCUAAAAAAUACUUUUUCAAUACCAGUCACUAAGGUGGAGAGAAUUUUCAAAACUAGUCUAAAUAUUAAGAAGAGCAACACAAAUUUGUCAGAGGAGAGACAGGAAAAAACACCACCAUCAUGGAUUCUAUGAGUUUAAUAAGGAUAUACUUAACACAUAAGUAAGCAAGGUAUGUUUUUGCCUAUUAGUAUAUCCCUAACAACUGAAAUUUUAUUAACAAUUCAUUUCUAUGUUUUGGCAUAGAUGUCCUCAUUUAAAAUGCAGAUUACUUGAGAGGGUCAAUAUCCCUUAACUCUAUAAUAUAUAUUUGCUCAUUACAUAUGAGGUCCUUUGUGGAAGAAAGUAUUAGAGCCACUGGCAGUAUGAAGGGAAGAAACUAUCAGGGAAGGGAGAAAGUUCUUAGGGGAGGAAUGCCAAAGACAAGCUGCCUACCUGGCAAUUUUUGUCCAUAGAACUUAUUCUAACCACAAUUCUUGUCAGGUUAGUAAGGCACUAGUUAAGCUUCACAAUUUGUAGACAGUAAUUUGUUCUACAUCUUUGUCUUAACAUUUAAGUCCUUGGUAUAAGAAAUUAAAUGUUAUGAAAUAAACCAUGGCCCUUAUUUACAUAUGAGUAGUUGCAAUUUCUCUUAGAAAUAAGCCAAAUAUGUAGGGGGAACAUAUUAAGGUACAAGGAAAAUUGACUGUUAACACUAUAUUUGAAAUAAGACAUUAUGUUGCCUUACCUAUUUGCUAAAAUAGCUCUUUCCAAGUGAAAGAAAAUGUAAAAAGGCUAAUAAUAUACCUAAAUCUAUGACUUAUAGAUUGUAAGCCUGAUGGCAGGGACACUAUAUUAAUAUUUUAAUGUCUUAUCUAGCAGUAUCUCCUUGGUGCUUAAUAAAUAUUUAAAAUAAUUAACAA
Antechinus flavipes (yellow-footed antechinus) is the source of this 7519-nucleotide messenger RNA. It is a transcript of the gene LIMS1, whose product is annotated as LIM zinc finger domain containing 1. Bases 3705 to 4793 code for a protein of 362 amino acids. The transcript has 10 exons. Gene Ontology annotation, biological process: cell-cell adhesion; positive regulation of integrin-mediated signaling pathway; positive regulation of substrate adhesion-dependent cell spreading. The record is from RefSeq and is a predicted model, not a curated record. Lineage: Eukaryota; Metazoa; Chordata; Mammalia; Dasyuromorphia; Dasyuridae. Gene Ontology annotation, cellular component: cell-cell junction; focal adhesion; cytoplasm.